GAUGCUUGAUGUUUUCAUUUUAUUAUUGAUUCAUAGUGGGGAAAUUACUUUGUUGAAAGGAAUUUAUUAUUAUUAUUAUUAUGAUAAAACCGCAAACAUAAUUACCGAUAAGACUCGAAAAAACGUCAUUCCGCAGCUCAUAAAUUACUUCUCACGUAUUUUAAAAUUUCAACAUGUACAAAGAUUAGUGGCCAGGUUCCAAUUUUAUAAUUCAAAAUUAUUAUUAGUGCUUUUUAAAGAAAGUAGUUUUUAGCUCCAGCAGCAACAAAUGAGAGUUUGAGUGCAAAUCAAUGCGUCAAAUUUCAUAGCCCAAAUCUAUUUUUUCUACAACUCAACAUGAGUAAUAAUUUCCAAAAUAAUAUCAGCGUCCCGUUCCAAAGAAGUCAGUCUGCUGAUUUUGCUUUUCAACAACCCAGACAAGGACUUAUGAUGUCACAUUCCAGCGGAACUUUGCCAAUUUUGUCUUCACCUGUAAGCUUCCAGAGAAGGACAUUGGAUGGGGCAAGGCAUAUAAGAGCUAGCUUUAAUAAUGCUAUCCGACAAAUUGAACCACUAGUUGAAACAGCCAGAUCUGUUAGGCAAAACGCUAUAACAAUAUCAGAAUUAUUAUCACGUCAGCCGUCUUCAGAGGGAAACAUUUCAGCUAACAAUCAGGAGAAUAAUCCUUCAACAUCAUUGAGUUAUAUUUCUAUUAAUUUGGAAGGCGCAUUAAACAAUGACCCACCAGCUCAAAAUGUUGUAAAUAACAAUCAAGAGGAACAUAAUCACAUCCAUGAAGAUGCUGCUUACGGUAACAAUGCUCCACCAAAUGAUAUUGAACUGGGAGAAAAUGUAGCAGAAAGAAUUGCUGCCAAUCCUAUUGAAACUCAGCAAGCAUUACAGGUCAUUUUCAAAUAUGUUCCGUUUCUUCUAAUUCUCCUUGCCAAAGCGAUAUAUGACUUCCAUGAAGGUAUUUUCAUCCUUGUCAUACUCUUUGGAACAUUUUCUCAUGCCAACACUACGGUUAAACAUGAGGCACUUAAAAGAGCCAGAAGGAGUAUAUGGAUUUUAAGCGUGGAACUAUGUUACAUUAUUGUGUGUAUUUUAUCCAUACAUUUUUUGUUUGAGGACGACUUACAUCACUUUAAUAUAGUUUUGAAUCUUGUGUUAAUCAGGACAUUUAAUCAUCCUUUAACCGUUUUAAAUCUUUUGUGGAUUGUGACUAUUACAGAUUUUACACUUAAACUUAUAACAGUAAAGAUCAAAAUAAUUCUGACAAUGUUGCCUGCUAAAAUAGUUGAGUUUAAAAAACGUGGUAAAAUCUAUUUGUUUAUUGAAGCCUUAUCACAACUCUAUAGAAGUAUAGCAACAAUCCAGCCAUGGCUAUACUACCUUUUGGAGUCUUAUCAGGGACCAGAAAAAAUUGUAGCCGUGUUCUUAUCAGCAUUUUAUAUGAUUUCUAAAGGUUCGGAUCUGAUGUUCAAAGUUAAAUUGCUAAAAACUGCAUUUUUCAAGUUGCUACAAACUGUGUCUCUUGGAUCUUCGCCUAGUAAAGAUCAAAUCCAAAUAGCAGGAGAUCAUUGUCCAAUAUGUCACGACAACUAUGACUCUCCAGUUUUACUGCAGUGUCGUCAUAUUUUCUGCGAAAGUUGCGUUUCAACCUGGUUCGAUCGGGAACAGACUUGUCCAUUGUGCAGAGCUAAAAUCGUAGACGAUCCUUCCUGGAGGGACGGAUCUACUUCGUAUUUCAUACAGUUGUUUUAAAAAAGAACGCAGGUGUUAUUUUCAGUUUUCAGUGAAAAAGGCUGCUCAAAUAUUCAAGUUUACCUACACUUUUUCAUUGUAAAAUUUAUUUCGAUAUUGAAUUGCUAAGCUUAUUUGUCAAGUUGGUGUGAUAAUUGCAAAUUUGGUUUUAAAAAAAAGGCAUUUUGGUAAGUAAAAAUAUUUACUUAGUGUAAAUUGAUAUCUGGGUAAUUGAUAAUGUGAUUUUUACGAGUCUGAAGGUUUAGAAGUACAUACAUAGGUUUAUUUGAUUUAAUGAUAAUAUGACAGAUACUUUAAAAAUUUAGAAAAGUUUCUAUUACUCUAUAAAAUUGAGGAAUUGUUUAUUUAGGUUUAAUUAUGAUAAGUAUUUAUUUUCUAUUUAAACAUUAACAUUAUAUAUUUUCGUGGGAUGGUUUCAGAAACAAUGUAUAAAUUUACAUACAGGGCGCACUAAAGAAAAUUUCCUAUGGAAUAACAAAACACAAUCAAUCAAAAAACAAUCUGAUUUUACGUCCAUGAAUAAAGUAACAUUCCAAAUCUAAGCAAAAUUCAUCAAUUUAAAAUUUUAUAAGAAAGUGUCAGCUGACCCGCAGAAGGCACCUUCUAAUCUUUCUACGUCAAAAUUCUCUUUUCAAAAGAAGUUGGGGACAAAAUAAUGCCUGGGAAUCCCAGUGCAGGACAUUGCAAUCAGCAGUGUUAAAUUUACCUUGAAAGACUUCUGACUUGGGCAGGGAUUGGAAACCUAUAGAUUAUUUUCAUGAAAUAAAUAACUACUAUCUACCUAUUAAUGUUUUUUUGAUGUGAUGUAUCCAAUCUCUCCACUAUUAAAUAUGUAAUUUGGUGUUGAAAAAUGUUAAACUUUUAGAAAUAGAUUUUUAAUACUGAUUUAUUAGUGAUUUAUUUUUCUAAAAUGUAUGUAUUAGUUAUUACUAUAAAUAUUUUAACCAAAAUUAAUUUAGCAGUAGGUACCUACUAUUUUUUGUAUCUGUAAAAGGAUUGUUUAGUGUUUAUAUGUGUAUAAAUAAUUGUUAACUGACAAUUUAAAUAAAC
Messenger RNA from Ceutorhynchus assimilis (cabbage seed weevil), 2793 nucleotides. The record is from the annotation of a GenBank genome assembly. Lineage: Eukaryota; Metazoa; Arthropoda; Insecta; Coleoptera; Curculionidae.